Molecule: messenger RNA, 531 nt
Organism: Benincasa hispida (wax gourd)
Lineage: Eukaryota; Viridiplantae; Streptophyta; Magnoliopsida; Cucurbitales; Cucurbitaceae
Source: RefSeq, a predicted model, not a curated record
ACGCAUGCAUGAAUCCCAAAUUACUUCACUCACCCUCUUUGUUCUUAAGCUUGUUGAUCGUUUACUCCUCAAAUUUUCCUCUCCAUGGAAUGAGAUACCCUUGAUUCGUAAAUUCGGAAUGAUGUGUGCGGUAAAAGAGGAUAUGGGAAACAUUGAUUUGAGAACCUUUGUUUCAAUUGAUUCAAAACAAUUCAGACACGUUAUAACAGAGUGUCGUGAUUACUUCGUUAGGGUUACUCCAACACGUUCACACGUCAGGUUCUCUAAUGAAAUUAAGGAGUUCAUUUUCUCUAAAGAGGGAGGAGAAUGCAUAAUUGAAGGUGUUGGGAAAGGGGCAGUAACUGAGUUCUUAAUCCCUGUCUAUCCAAUGAAUGUUUUUUAUAAUAUCACUUUUCAAGCAGAGAGAAUAUGGUUGUUCAAAUCAUCUGAUAAUCGCGGUACCGUCAUCAUUGCCCCUGUCGGACUCUUUGCUCAAUUUAUCAUCUAUUUUCCUCUUGGCUGACAUGAAAAAUGUAAUGAUUUAGUAAGAGU